AUGAAGCACAUUUUCGCCACCUAUGGUAUGCCAAGAAGAAUAGAAACAGACAACGGACCACCAUUCAACUCCAGGGAAUUUAAAGAUUUUGGGCGAGAAGAAGGAUUUGAACAUUAUAACAUAACGCCAUUGCACCCUCGAGCAAAUGGUGAAGCAGAACGAUUUAUGCAGAUGUUAAACAAGACGGAAAGAGUAGCCAACCUUCAAGGGAAAAAUCGUCUUGAUAGACAGAACGCAGUACAAGACAUGUUAGUUGCAUACAGAUCGACACCACACCCAGCAACAGUAGUUACACCUUAUGAAGCGAUGAGUAGUGAAACCAUAUAUAUAUAAGAACCAAAAUGGAUCAUGUAGAACCAAAGUGAGACAAUACGGAAUUCGACGAACAGGUCGACCAAAGAGAUGCAGUUUACAAACAGAAAAUGAAGAAACGCGGAGAAGGGAAGCAAACGAAGAAAACUUCAUUAUUACUCGGUGGUUACGUGCUGGUGAGGCAACCAAAGAAGAACAAAUGGACCACACCGUAUGA
Molecule: messenger RNA, 529 nt
Organism: Paramuricea clavata
Lineage: Eukaryota; Metazoa; Cnidaria; Anthozoa; Malacalcyonacea; Plexauridae
Source: the annotation of a GenBank genome assembly